Molecule: messenger RNA, 842 nt
Organism: Momordica charantia (bitter melon)
Lineage: Eukaryota; Viridiplantae; Streptophyta; Magnoliopsida; Cucurbitales; Cucurbitaceae
Cellular component (GO): mitochondrion
Molecular function (GO): structural constituent of ribosome
Source: RefSeq, a predicted model, not a curated record
CUCAGAAAUGCACGAAAAUUGCCCAUCUUCAUUUGGCAGAGAACCAUUGAGCAAGAAAUAGCGAUACCAGAGAGAAGGGCAACAAAACCUAGAGAGAUACGCCGAUGUCUGUCGCGAACAGAGCUGCGAUCACCCGAGCCCUAGAUUUCUCCAAGUUAUCUUCUACCUUCAUCAGAACCUUCAGCACUUCUUCGCCGUCAACCUCUUCCUCGAACCCUAAUGCCUCGGCUGCUUCCAGUUCAAUCAAGCGGAGGAAGAAGAAGAAGAACCUGUUCGAAGUUGUUCAGUUUUUGCCUAAAUGGGGAGUAGGAUACCAUGUGGCCAAGGCUCACUGGGAUGAGAUAUCCUACCAGAUCACCAAAAUCAAUCUCUACAAGAAUGGCAAUCAUGGCAAGGCAUGGGGUAUCGCUCACAAAGAUGGCAUGCCCAUUGCAGAAGCUCCAAAGAAAAUCAGCGGAGUUCACAAGCGCUGUUGGAGGUAUAUUGCAAGGUUGUCAAAUCAUGAGAGUAUACCGACCACGACGAAAUCAAUAGAAAGCAACCCAUCAGCCGAAGUUCAAACUUCAUGACUGCAGAGAAAUUUAAGUUACUGAUGCUUUUUGGCCAACCUUAUUUCCCGGUUCCUUCUAGUCUCUCCAGAUUAGCCUUGAAUAUAGUUGUGUUUCUUAACUCCGUUAUUUGAGGGACAUGCUGAACUUAUCUUGUUACCAAGAUAAAAGAAAGAUCAAUGAAUCAUCCCGAACCAAGUGUAAGUUGAAUCUGUUUUCUGAAUUGUUUUCUCAGUUAUUUGUGGAUUUCUAUGUUUAAUAGAAGAGGUUGAGGAAUCUAGUUGAUCUUGUUGA